Messenger RNA from Mollisia scopiformis, 381 nucleotides. RefSeq lists its product as uncharacterized. Lineage: Eukaryota; Fungi; Ascomycota; Leotiomycetes; Helotiales; Mollisiaceae. The coding region runs from base 1 to 330 and encodes 109 amino acids. The transcript has a single exon. The record is from RefSeq and is a predicted model, not a curated record.
AUGAACAAGCUCAUAACCCUCCUCAUGAUCUCUCUCGUCCUUCUCAGCCUCAGCACUGGCUUUCCCUCAAUAGUCAACAAUGAGGCGAUCGCAGCUCGAUCGAAACGUUGCAUGUGUAAGGAGACUGGAACCUUCUGCUCCUCUCGCAAAGGCAAAACCAACGGAAACUGCCCCGACAAUACCUUACUUUCUUGUGAGCAUGGGGAAAAGGCAACAGUGUACUGGUCUUGUACAAAUCCUUUCAAUUCAACGGAUAGUGUUUGUGUAGAAGGAGCGGAUCCGAGUGGGAAAGACGACGAGUGUGCUCCGAUCAUAUUGAAUGUGGGGUAGUGCCGGCUGGAGAAAAGGAUAAUUGAAGUGAUGGUGUGCUGUACAGAGAAU